UGUUCAAUGAUUGGUGAUUGGUUAAUUCUUACGGCCUUACGAUUACGACUAAUUGUAUAUAUACGUAUGAUGGCCUUAACUUUGAUGGCUUUGAAUUAAUGACAAGUAUUGGGUUACUUUUCAUUUCUGAAGUUAAAUAUUUUGGCAAAACAAAAAUACAAAAGCUUUCAAAAAAAAUUAUAAUUAUAAAGAAGAAAGAUAGAUUAUUCAAAAUUUGUCUUAGUUUUGCUCUAUGAUAUAUUGUGUGUGUGUGUGUGUAUGUGUGUGUGUUCUUAAAUUAUAUAAAAUUGCAAACUGAUAUUUUUAUAUUAUUACAAUUUACUUAUUAUAAUGCUAUAAUAUUUUACUCUGAAGCAUAACUUUAUUAUUAUUAUAUUUUACUUCGAAGCAUUGUCCCUAGUAGCAAAAAACAUUGGGGCAAUAUUGGAAAGUAGUAUAAAGACAAUAUUUCCAAUAUUGGUCCAAUAUUGUAAAGUGGACCCUUCAUCUUAUUUAGCCAAUUUGUCUAAGCAAAAAUAUUGGUUCAAUAUUGGUUCAGCAUUGGGCCAAUAUUGAAUCAAUCGAUUUUUCAUAUUGGACAUUAAUUGCAUUUUAAUUUGGAGCCAAUAUUUUAUAAACAAUAUUGGCGUUACAUUGGGAAAUAUUGGAAAAAUAUUGGCCAAUGCAUUCCCAAUAUAACCAAUAUUAGCCAAUAUACUGCCAAUGUAUUUUCCUAUUAGGGCGUAGUUUGAUGAAGCAUUAUCAAACACAAGAAUGAACAAAAAAAUAAUUCUGAAAUAAGCUUUCUAAGCUUUAAAAAUGUUCUUUUUUAAUCUUAAUCCUACACUGUAAGGUAGAAUAAACCCUACCGAUUUUUGGCUUUAGUUUCAGACUUGGUUUUUUGCUUAGAUUCAUGAAUUGUUUCACUGUAUUGUAAUUUAAAUUGCCUCAAAAUAACUUUUGGACAUUAAUUUUAGAAGUUUAAAUGAUGUUAAAAAAAUGUUUUGACCAAAAAUGUUUGAUAAUAUACAAAUAAUAACCACUUAAAAAGGAUGGAAUGUAUUACACCCUCUGUGUAGAAUACCGAAUUAUUUAAUAGUGUGUAGGAUUAGAGUUAAAGAACUCCUUAUGUAGAAACUUUAUUUCUUAUAAAUUUUUUUUUUACUUUAAAACUAAAAAGUUUACAGAUAAAAGAUCUGAGAUAAGAAAUAUUAAUUACAAUGUUUUUAAUUUGCAUAAAUUUUAUAAUGACUUUUUAAAUAUUUAAAUUUUGAUAAGAUGUCAAAAAAUUGCAAGCAUUUCCGUAGUAUAUAUAAUUGUCCUUUCAAAAAAUUACGAAGUGCAAUCCCGAUGAAAGGAUCAAAUUUUAUCUCGCGAAGUUUGUACGGAUUUACAGAAUAAUUACGUUUUCUAACUAUAUAAAUUCUCCGUUUUUGUUUUUAUUUUUUGUAAUACAAAAGAGUUAAUAAAAAAUAACUUUUGUAUUUUAUGUGUCUCAAGGUACAAAGAUCAGAAUAGUAUUUUUUUUUAUCAUUAUCGUGAGCAUCGCGAGUAUACCAUCCCGUUACAGGCUGGCACGCGCAAGGUCUUUGCGAAGAUAAGAGAGAAAACCUGGUGAUGUACCCGUAGCGAUUAAGCGGUUAAAAUUUACAUUUCGGUUUUAGAUAGGGAGGCGACGUCCGAGUGACGACGGACCUUCGAUAAGUUUGUAAACCUAUCGGGUAUGUAGAAAGAUCGAUCAAUGACGCAGAGCAGACAGGAGGAGGACACGGAUGCCGUUCCACCUUGGACGAACAUAUUACACAAAUGGUCGAUCGAACGAUACCGCUAACGAUACGGGCUGUAGUAUAACUAUCACUUGUUUACAACUGUGUUUUCUAGCAGCGUAAAAUUUGCUAAUCUAAAUAUAUUCAAAUUCCGAGUGAAACUAUAACUAAUACAAAUGGUUCCCUUAGUUAAUGCAACGGGGCUAAACAACACCAGAAAAACGGAGUCAGGGAUACAAUAAAUGGGGGCUUGCUGUAAUAUCUGCAAACGUGACGUGGUUUUCUUAUGAGGAAGCCAAUAAUAAUAUACGUAAUCUAACGAAAUUGUUAUAUUUUAUCGAUACUUUUUUAUGGUGGGUGUGUUGCUUAAAUAAUAUCUACAAAUUAAAUAAUAUUAUACUAUUUAAGUACAAUAACGUUUCGUAUAGAUAUUUAUCAAUUGAAAGUCACUUGUUAAUCUAAGGAAUAUUUUUAUGCAUUAGAGUUUUACCUAUUAAUCUUUCAAUUAAUGCUGUAAAUCUUAAAAAAAAAGAACAACUUAAAGUAAAGAAAGUCGUUCCUAUAUUAAAAUUUCAUAUAAAUUAUUUCUGGUAAUGAUAAAGAUAAUCACGAUACUUUUAUAUAUAUGUAGAUCAAAUAUUUAUACAGAUGAUAGUGAAUACAAAAAUAUAUCUCGAUUCAUAUCAUUUAUUACAAUUAUACCUUUCUUCAUCGCCAGUGCUCUUACAGCAAAAUAUUUCUUGCAAAUUCCUUGCAAGAAAUUCCUUUUGUGACCGUCCGAUUAUGAUUUGAUGACUUGUUAACUACUUGUUAACUCUGAUUGCUUUAAAGUGUAAAGUUUUUCGUCGUGGAAAGAGAGAAAGAGACGGAGCAUGUUUUUUUCGCGAGAGAAUGUGCACAUCGGGUUUCAUCAUCCAGGAAGCUCCUAACCAGACACGUCCGUAUUGAUCUCGGAACGUGUUAAUGGUAAUGUCGAUAGAUGCUAAUCGCGCGCAAUAGUCACUCGCGGGCGCUCACGCGUCUUUCGUACUUGCAGUAUAAUAAAUAUGCAAGGGAAAAAGAAUGAGAGGGAGGGAUAUAUGUGCAAAAAAGCGGAAACGUCGAAUCAUCGAACAAUACCCAGAGCCAGAUAACACUACAAGGCGUGUACGAGUAGGAGUAGGUGGGGAAGAGACACGAGACACACGAUGCGGAAUAAAUACUGGCCUGAAAUCGAGCGGAAUUCAGUCGCACACUUAGUGUACUAACAACGUAAACGUCUGAUCACUGUGGGACGGUCCCUAUUCUCGCGCAGACCUUCAUUGUUUGGCACCACUUUGCCAAUUGAUUAAUUAGUGGCGCCUCGGUACCGCAAGACUCCAGAGACGUGCGAACGUCAGUUUGCAAUUAACCAGCGAGAGAGGCUCGUUACCAUCGAAGUCUAUAGUACUCUGCUGCGAAACUCCGUCAUCCAAACGCGGACCAGACCACCACAAUGCUACCAGUCCAAUAUUCUUCGAUCUUUACCUUCGCGUCCGUCGCGGCUGCCACUUUUUUCGGCUUUCGUACAACGACCCCCAAGGCAGGCAACCCGCAGCAAUUCGAUGUUUAUUGGAACGUGCCCAGUUUCAUGUGCGAGCAGUACGGCGUGAUAUUUAAGAAUCUCCAGGAUUUUGGAAUUCGUCAAAAUACUAUGGAUAAAUUUCGCGGUGAAGAGAUUGCGAUUCUUUAUGAUCCUGGAAUGUUUCCAGCAUUGUUAACCAAUAAAAAUGGAAUCGUGACAAAAAGAAACGGCGGUGUUCCUCAAGAGGGUGAUCUGAAGAAGCAUCUCGAGAUGUUUCAGAAGCACUUGAUCAAGCAAAUCCCUGACGGGUCAUUUAGCGGCAUUGCCGUGAUAGACUUUGAGAGCUGGCGGCCGAUCUUUCGACAAAAUUGGGCCUCUCUCGAGCCCUACAAAACCCUAUCCAUAAAACUGGAACGUGAGAGACAUCCCAAUUGGAGCGACGAAGCCGCCAAGAAGGAGGCAAAACGUCGCUUCGAAAAAUACGGCAGAGUGUUCAUGGAGGAGACUCUGAAGAUGGCAAAGAAGCUUCGGCCUAAGGCCACAUGGGGUUACUACGGCUAUCCGCAUUGCUUCAAUCAGACCCCUGGCCAGCCCACCGCACAUUGCAAUCGUCAAACUAUGGCAGAGAAUGAUGGAAUGUCUUGGCUCUUCACGCUCGAGGACACGCACUUGCCUUCCGUCUACUUGAGGCAGGAGAUAAGGGAAGAGGAUCGGGUGGGCUUUGUAAAAGGCAGAGUUUCGGAGGCGUUACGUGUGGCAAAGAAAAGUCCGCAGAAGCAACAAGUUCUUCCCUAUUACUGGUUCAAGUAUCAGGAUCGUAGGAAUAAUUUCCUGAGCAAGAAAGACACGGAGAACGCGUUCAGCAUGAUCGCCAGCCUCGGCGCCGACGGUCUGAUCAUCUGGGGUAGUUCCGAAGACACGAACACGGAACAGAAGUGCAAAGACCUGCAGCGAUACGUGAGAGAGACUCUGGGACCGGCGAUAAAGCGGAUCAAAGGGCUCUAAGCGCAAAGCUUGGAAGUAGAGCCUGGCACUGUCUCCAGUACAAACAGAAAUUCUUUUUGUUUACUCGAUCGUUAAUUUAAUUUCUAGCGAUUUAGUUUCUAGUACUAUUUAAAUAGACAGAUUUGUAGGAA
Monomorium pharaonis (pharaoh ant) is the source of this 4424-nucleotide messenger RNA. RefSeq names its product hyaluronidase. Lineage: Eukaryota; Metazoa; Arthropoda; Insecta; Hymenoptera; Formicidae. The record is from RefSeq and is a predicted model, not a curated record. The transcript has 5 exons. The coding region runs from base 3220 to 4293 and encodes 357 amino acids. Gene Ontology annotation, molecular function: hyalurononglucosaminidase activity. Gene Ontology annotation, biological process: hyaluronan catabolic process; defense response; carbohydrate metabolic process.